This is a messenger RNA of Nelumbo nucifera (sacred lotus), 3855 nucleotides long. The record is from RefSeq and is a predicted model, not a curated record. Lineage: Eukaryota; Viridiplantae; Streptophyta; Magnoliopsida; Proteales; Nelumbonaceae.
GUAAGAAUCACUGCCUUUGAACGGGACUGUUACGCCCAGCUGCAACAAUGUCCAAUCCAUCUCUCGUCUCUCAUCUUCUUCCUCCCUUUCUCUCUCCAUCCACUCCGUCGAUGAGGAUCACAAUGCAGUAGCUCUGAUCUCCCCCUUGCAAAAGACAACCACCAUCACCUUCAUCCACCCUUCGAUUCAACACUCAGUCAACCCCUCCAACGAACCAAGCUAGAGGAUCGACAACGCUCUGAUAUGCAGCUCACCAUGACUGAGAUCGGAGUGUUGUCUCUUCUCUCUGUUUCUCUCUUUUUUUUUCAUCAAAUUUUAUUCAAAAUCUGCAUCGACUUUCCGAUGUCAUCGGUGAUCUAAACAUGUGGAGUGAAGAUCUGCGUUCGAACCUCUGCAUCUGGAGUGGCACGAGUGGUAGCAGAAACAGUAAGUGUGAGCAUCAAGCUGCACCGAUCUCCGGUUGCAAUAGCAGUUGGUGAACGCCGAGACCGUGGUGAUUGCCAGAACAUUCAAGGCACAUAAAGAUGCGCGUCGCUCCAAACCUCAUAAUCCUCAUGGUCAUGGGUUUCGUUGUUGUAGAAACCUCUAGAUUCUUCUCUUUAUUAAUGUCCAAGACUUUCUGAAUCAAUCUAAUCGGAAGGCAAGAGUGUCGGGCAGAGAUCCUCUAUUAGCUCCCCUUUCAAAUUGGGUAUCAUUACCUCGAACUGUUAAUUCCAUGAAGGGGAGGAUGGCUUGUAUAGAAAAACCCUUUGGAGAUGUUGCCCCAUAGCUCAAAUCAAGAUUGUGGAGCUGUUCCAUGAGUUGGGAACGCCGUUCCACCAAAGCAGAAGACGAUGCAGAUGGUUGCCUCGAUAUUCCAUCCCCUGUGACAUGCAACCCAACUGAUAGGCCUUGACCCACAACGCAUCAUGUUUAAAAAGCAUAAAUUGAACGAAUAAGACUAUACAGCUACAAGGUGUUUAAUGGUGUUAACAAAAGUGAAAUAGCACUUACCUCUGCUAGUCUUGAUGUUGAGGGUAUGGUGUCGGAGUCAACUGCACAGAGCUCAUCCACAUUAAUGCUUGUAGAUGCCUCUAUAUUUUUUAAUCACUCGGCAUGAUGAGUCUACACACUGCUUAUCAAGACUAGCUGUGCUAACCUACAUUAUUAACAACACGUGGGUUGUGUUCUUAAACGAGCGUCCUCGAAAAGCCGGUCGCCAAUUGCGAGUUCUGGGAGAGUAGUUUCCUCAAUUCAUUCCGAUUCUGUUUUCUUGGAGGACAUUUUAUCAUUUUUAUUACGAUUUCACUAUACACAAUUAUUAGAAACAGCCUUUGGCACAUCGACACGUGGCCGGGUUCAGAGUGAAUCAGUGUGUUAGACAGGGAAGGGGUCAGUGCCGAGCGUGAGACCAAUGGCGUGACUACACGCAGCGAGUUCGGAUGGCCGCCCGUUCAGGAAUGGAUCACAUCCUAAUCGUCCGCAGCGUCUACCAUCAGGCGACCUCAAGUAUAAAUAGGGCAUCACUCCCCCAAGAUUUUAAUAUUGAAGGAGACGGUCUUCAAGGUCAUGCACUUUAUGAUCAAGGAUUUGUUUAUUGCUGGUCGGGUGCUCGGGCAAAUUUUGGCAUCACUGGAGGGAAAUAUUGCUUUGGUUGCAAAAUUCUUUCAUCUCAGCCAGUUGACAUGGAAGAUACUCCCCCUGAUCAGCAGCAUGUAUGUCGUGUUGGAAUUUCAAGAGGGGAUGAUGCUGUUGGAAAUCUUGGGGAAACCAACCACAGCUUUGGCUUUGGGGGAACAGGGAGAUUUUCAAAUGCAGGGAAAUUUUCAGAUUAUGGCACAAAAUUUAGUGUUGGAGAUACAAUUAUUUGUGCAGUUAACCUUGAAAACAAAUCAUUAGCUUCCAUAGGUUUCUCCAAGAAUGGGAAAUGGCUGGGUAUUGCAAAGCAAUUUGAUGCAGGUCCAAAGGGUCUUGGAGUUGUGGACUCUCCAACAAGAAAUCUAAAAUGGGAAUCUGCAUUGUUUCCACAUGUUUUAUUGAAGAAUGUUAUUGUUCAUUUGCAAUUUAGUGUUGAAGACGGUCUAGUUCCUGAAGAAGGCUAUAAUCCCUGGGCUUCUGCACUUGAGGAUGGAAAUGCGAUAAUGGGGCCUACAUUUUCUAGCCCCAAGGAUUGUGAAGUACUUAUGAUGGUUGGAUUACCAGCAUCUGGAAAGACUACUUGGGCCGAGAAAUGGGUGAAGGAGCACCCUGGAAAACGCUAUGUUUUGCUUGGGACUAACCUGGCCUUGGACCAAAUGAAGGUACCUGGACUAUUGCGUAAGCAAAAUUAUGGUGAACGUUUUGACCGUCUAAUGGAUCGAGCAACAGGGAUUUUUAAUACUCUAUUAGCUCGUGCUGCUAAGACACCACGCAAUUACAUUCUUGAUCAAACAAAUGUUUACAUGAGUGCCCGCAAACGUAAACUAAAGCCAUUUGUAAACUACCGGAAGGUUGCAGUUGUUAUCUUCCCAAAACCAGAUGAGUUGAAGCUUCGUGCAGCAAAACGGUUUAAGGAAAUGGGAAAAGAAGUACCUGCAGAAGCAGUUAAUGAGAUGCUAGCAAAUUACGUCUUGCCCACGAGCAAAGACAUGCCUGGAUCAGCUGAGUUUUUUGACCAGGUUAUGUUUCCUGAGCUCGGCAGAGCAGAGUCGCAGAGAUAUUUGGAUGAGAUGAAGCGUGCACUAGGGUCUCCAUCCAACUUCAAGCCGAAUAGCAAUCUAUCACCUUAUUCUCAUGAAAGUUCCAUCCAUUCAUACAAUAGCCCUUCACUGCAAAAUCAUGCACCCUUACCAGCACCUUCUGGGCAUUGGAAGAAUUCUCAUUCACCUCUUCCUCAACCAGAUUAUGAUUACAGGAGGCCCCAGCAAAUGAAUCCAACAUAUUCAGGGACUGCACUACAUGGAAAACCAGAAUAUAGUCUUGGAGAGUACCAGUCGGGGUUAAGCAAUCCUUCUAUUCCAAGGGAUAGUCCGCAUGGGACCUACUCAAAUUAUGGUAGGAGUUUUCUUCCUAGGGAUGACAGUAAUGCACAUGGGUAUGGCAAAGAUGACCUUUUCGGCAGACCAGACUACGGAGGCAUUGAUCCAUACAACAGAUCUGGCCUGGAAAGCAGGAGUGCCAUUCCCGUAGGCAGUAAUAGAUACCAGAGCUAUUAUGAGGUUGAUCCCUCUGGUAGAUCCAACUUUGGAAGGGAGAGUCUCUACAGCCCUCCAAUUGGGCGUUCCUCAUUCAGCAAUAGUGGUAGGCACCUUGGGGACCCUUUAUCUCCUCAACCUGCUCUGCAAGCUCCAAGGGGAUCCCAAUUUCUGCACAGUCCAUUGACAACCUCUUAUGGUUCACCUUAUGGAACACCACCUUUGUCUGCAGGUCCCCCUAAUGGAACACCACCUCCCAGACCUUCCUAUGAAAAUUUUCCAACCAGUGAAUGGCGACAAUCUGGAGGAUGCGCUCCUCCUGGUCCAAGGUACUACUAAUUUGAGCAAUGAUAGUUGGACCUGCUUCGGUGCUAAUGUCGAUAUACUGUUGGAGAUGAUUUCUACUUCUAACACUUAUCCAAGCCAUAAUCACUUUCAUUGGGCACAAUUGAAGUUGGCAUUACCAAGAACUGCGAGGAAAAACAGAAUAGCCAUUUUUACAGGAGUUGGUUUCAAGAUUUUAUUUUUAACUUAAAGUGAUACUCCUUUUUGGUUCAGGAGCUAAUGUCAUGUUAUUGUGGAACCUUGUAUAUCUGAUCCAAGUAGAAGGAUGUGGAACCUUGUGUAUAUGCUUUUACCAGGAGCUUGUAAUCUGUUACUAACAUUUGAAAGGCUCUUUCAUAAAUUCAUGGGCGUUAACCAU